AUGCACAUAUUAUCUAGUCACACAAAAAAGGACUAUGAUAUUGAGAGAUUUUGGAAAUUGGAGUCCCUUGGUAUACAAGAAAACGACAAACUUAACACAGAAAAACAGAACAUCAAAGAAUUUUCAUCAACAUCGAUAACAUAUGAGGAUGGAAAGUACGUUGCAAAACUUCCAUGGAUUGAAGAAUGUUAUGAAUUACCGACAAAAGAGAUGAUUGCAAGAGCAAGGACCCAUAGAGUCGUUAACCGUUUAAACCAGGAACCAAACUUAUUUAAAAUAUAUGGAUACAUAAUUAAAGAGAAGAAAAAACGUGGUUUCAUCGAAAAGGUAGAAGAGACGGAGGACGAGCCACAGCGCAUACACUAUAUACCUCAUCAUCCCGUUAAAAAAAAUCUACCCACUAGAGAUAAAUUUAAAUGA
This is a messenger RNA of Mytilus trossulus (common blue mussel), 420 nucleotides long. RefSeq lists its product as uncharacterized. Lineage: Eukaryota; Metazoa; Mollusca; Bivalvia; Mytilida; Mytilidae. The transcript has a single exon. The coding region runs from base 1 to 420 and encodes 139 amino acids. The record is from RefSeq and is a predicted model, not a curated record.